Ceutorhynchus assimilis (cabbage seed weevil) is the source of this 1707-nucleotide messenger RNA. NCBI's taxonomy places the organism in Eukaryota, Metazoa, Arthropoda, Insecta, Coleoptera, Curculionidae. The record is from the annotation of a GenBank genome assembly.
CAAAAACUGCUGAGUUUCCAAAAUAGAAGAACAAGAGGAGAUUUUAUCUUCACCUAGGUACCAAACACUCCACAACAACAGUGAAAUAGUUAGAGAGCUCUAUGCUUUAAACACAGGCCAGAGACAACGGGGUCACAGUCUCCAACUCGGUCUCCAACUUAAGAAAGAAAACUAUUCCACAGUGUGUAGGGAGGACUUUCUACAAGAGUCUUGAAUGAAGAGUCUGAAAUCAACUCCCAGCUGAAACAGUGCUUCUUCAGUGACGAUAUUCAAGAAAAAAGACGAUCUUAGAAAGUACCUACCUACCUAUGGCAAGCAAAAAUAGAGGAAAGUUGAGGACCAACAGAAAAAAGUUAAAUAAUGUGAUUGAAGGAAAUACUUACUAAAUAAUAACUGAGAAAUAAGUAAUGACAAAAUUGUCAGGAACAAAUUUAAAAACAAACAAAAAGAACUAAUACAUUUAAUAAUAUGAAUGUUCUAUAAAAUCUUGAUCCAAAGAUCCCAACCGAUAUCUAUCAACAUCUUAUGCAGUGAAUACUAAUUGAAAGGAAGUCGUAAACCAUGUUUAGCAGCAAGCAAAUGACAUCCAACAACCAAGAAUAAUAAACAAACAUGUAACGAAUUUAUUUAUUAUUCAGAAACAAAACCAACUGGAAAAAUAUUUAUUAAAAUAAUUACAACAAAUAAUAAUGUUCAUUGCAGGGUUCAUUGUUCCUAUUUAGUUAACUCUGCUUGAAAUUAAACUACUAUUGUCAAGACAAUCAAAUGAAAGCGCCUACUCACUUUGUGGUGAUAAUAAAUUGUGUAAAUUUGAACAAGACUUUAAGUAUGCUUCUUAGGCAUUAUUUAUUUUAAUUCCAAUGUUAUUUACUGUAUAAAUGCCUUAUGGCCAAUGUAUAGGUACAUUCAAAUCUUAAUUUUAUUAUCUAUUAAUGCUUAUCUUAAAUUGUGAUUGUAUAAAUUAGCAUUGAAACAAAAAUUCAAAUGUCAUUAGGAGUCUUUUCUUUGUAUGAGUGAGGUGUGUGCUUGAAAUAGGACCUGUUGCCUUAAAAAAUCAUUGAAAUAAUUUGAUUUUUCUUACCUGGAAAAUUAUGGCUCCAAAUAUCCUGUACAAAGUGUUCGUGUAUGGAACUCUAAAAAAGGGCGAACCAAACUACCAACAGUUUUCCAAAUCCACCGAAGGCUACUUCAAAUUUCUAUACCAUGGAAAAACGAAGGAGAAGUUCCCAUUAAUAAUUGGAACUCAAUAUAACAUUCCAUUCUUAUUACAUUCUCCAGGUAAAGGACACAAUGUCAAAGGUGAAAUUUACGAAGUCGACGAAAAAGUCCUGGCAGAUUUGGACUUAUUAGAAGCCCAUCCAGACUUUUACAUAAGAGACGAAUACGAUGUCGUAAAUUUAACCAAUCAAACUACCGAAAAAGUAUGGAUAUACAUGAUAAAAACGUUUAGAAAAGAACUGCUACAGCAAACUUUCUAUGAGAGUUACAGUAACUUUGACAGUCAUGGGCUGAAAUAUGUUGCAAGGUAUUUGAAAAGCGAUACAUGUGAUCCUAAAUCGCAAAUUUUUCCUCAAAACGAAGAAAACUAAAGGUUUUUUAUUUUUCAGUGCUGACGAUUCAUCAUUGGAUGAUCUACAAUAAAUCAAUGAUUUUUGUAUUGAAUAAAGAAUUGUUUUGUACAAAUGUUUUAUAGUAGUUAUUUACCUA